This is a messenger RNA of Candoia aspera, 3372 nucleotides long. It is a transcript of the gene MAD1L1, whose product is annotated as mitotic arrest deficient 1 like 1. NCBI's taxonomy places the organism in Eukaryota, Metazoa, Chordata, Lepidosauria, Squamata, Candoiidae. Gene Ontology annotation, biological process: attachment of mitotic spindle microtubules to kinetochore; mitotic spindle assembly checkpoint signaling. The record is from RefSeq and is a predicted model, not a curated record. Gene Ontology annotation, cellular component: nuclear envelope; mitotic spindle; kinetochore. Bases 49 to 2259 code for a protein of 736 amino acids. The transcript has 18 exons.
UCUCGCGGCGUCUCGGCGCUCGGGCGAGGAGGGAGAUCCGAGCUGGCCAUGGCCGGCUGGGGAGGGACUCAGAUGCAGAUGGAGGAGGCAGAGGGGAAUACCACGGUCUUCUCCAUCCUGAAGUCGUACAACAACUUCAUGUCCCUGUCCGUGGAGGAAACAUCUGGCCAAGCCACCCUGCAGUCGCCUCCAGACUCACUCCAGACACGCUACCAGCAGAUGAUGAAGCUGGAAGACCAGGCUGGGCAAAUCCAUUCGGGGACGCGGCUUUUGCAAAUGGAGCGGGAGAAAAUGCAAAUGGAGCUGAGUCACAAAAGAGCUCGGAUUGAACUUGAGAAGGCGGCGAAUAUGAACGCCAGCAAAUUUGAGCGGGAGGCUGAUCGCAAUCAAGACCUCCUUAAGCGUAUCAAGCAGUGCCAGGAAAGGGAAACUGAGGCAAAAAACCUGCUUCAAGAGCAAACUGAGAUCAACAAAACCUGCCAGAAGAACAUAGAGACGCUGAAUAAGAAGCUGCAUGAGAAGGAGAACAAGCUGACCGAAGCCAAUGAAACAAUCAACGUGUUGAAGGGGAAGAUAGCAGAGUUACAGUGGAACUUGAUGAAUCAGGAGAUGGAGACGAAAAAGCAGGAAUCCCAAAAUCAGGAGUUGACUGAACAGCUGGAUAUGCUGUACAAAAAAUGGCAGGAGGCCGGUCAACAUAUCCAAGUUCUUCAGGCAAAGGAAGAGCUGAUGACUAAGAUGGAGCAGAAGAUUCAGGACCUUGAGCAAAAGCUCUCCUUGCAGGAACAAGAUGCUGUCAUCGUGAAGAACAUGAAGACUGAGCUGGCGCAGUUUCCCCAAAUGGAGCGGGAAUUACAGCAACUCAGGGAGGAGAACGCUUAUCUUAGGGAAAUGAAAGAAAACAAUGGAUUGCUCAAAGAGGAAGUAGAGGGCCUUCAGAGAAAGCUUCAGCGUUUUGAAAAGGUCCAGGCAGAACGGGUGGCUUUGGAGUUGGAGAAAGAGAAGCUUCAAGAAAAGCUCAAUACUUGGGAGAAAUUGGAUCAGAACAUGGGUUUAGAUAUCAAGAGUCCUGAUGAUCUCUCCAGACACAUAAUUGCCCUGCAACAACGGGAACUUAUUCUGAAAGAACAGAACUCUGCCAUCUCAAGCAGUGCCAGGCUGUUGGAGAAUGCACGGAGACAACUGCAGGAGGAAUUGCUGAAGGUUCAAAGCCAGCUCCUCGAAGAGAAGAAAAAACGAGAGCAACACGAAACCAUGGUUAAGUGCUUACAGAAACACAUGCAACUUCUCGUCAAGGCCCGUGAUGGGAUGCGAGCAAUUCUGGAAUUCUAUGACAGCGAGCUCAACCCGUUGGAGCACUCGCCACAGCUGAACUUCCGUGUGAGGGAGGCCGAAGAGAUGGUGCAGAAGGCUGAAGCGCAUUGCACCGAAAUGGAGGCUCAGUUAUCCCAGGCUUUGGAAGACGCAGGGAAUCAGAAGAAAAGAGCAGACAUGCUGGAGGUAGAGAUGCAGAUGCUGAAGAGACAGGCAUCCACCGUAGAGCCCAGCAGCUUCCUCGCAAAAGAAGAGGUGGAUGCGCUGAGGUUAAAGAUUGAGGAACUGGAAUCUGAACGAAGUCGAUUAGAAGAGGAGAACAGGUCCCUGGAAGCAAAGCUGGAACAGAUUACUCUUCAGGGCUACCACGAUCCCAGUCGAACCAAAGUGGUCCAUUUCACCAUGAACCCAGCCAGCCUGGCCAAGCAACAGCGCCUAGAGGAGGUGGCGAGUCUGCGGGAGGAAUGUGAGCACCUGCGAGCGAUGGUUAGAACAUUGGAAGGCAGUGACAGUGGCGGCGGCGGCGGCGGCAGCGGCACGCUCUCAGGGAAACUGGAGGGGGUUGUAAAUCUCCAGCCCCCCCAUGAAAUUGCUGAAUUAAAGAAGCAAGUGGAGAGUGCGGAGUUGAAAAACCAGCGCUUAAAGGAAGUCUUCCGGGCGAAGAUCCAGGACUUUCGCAAAGUGUGUUAUAAACUGACCGGCUACCAGAUUGACAUGACAACCGAGAAUCAGUACCGUCUCACUUCCGUCUAUGCCGAGCGCAGAGAAGACUGCUUGAUCUUCAAGGCCUCCAGAUCUUCUGGUGCAAAGAUGCAGCUUCUGGAAACUGAAUUUUCGCAGACUGUCCGUGAAUUGAUAGACCUUCACCUCCUGCAACAGGAUAGCAUUCCUGCAUUCCUUAGUGCCGUUACACUCGACCUCUUCAGUCGCCAGACGGUGGCUUAGCCCUGCUUCAGCUGCAAGAUGUACCCUUUGCAUCAUCUGCUCAUGGAUCACAGAUGGAGAUGACUUGCAGGACUGCUGCUGAGGCCCUGAUCCGUGAAGAUGAACCAGGCCUUUUCUCAUUGUAGUUUCCACUUGUAUAUUUCAGGGUCCUGUUUCCUGAAGAAGUAACCUAAACAAUUGGGUAUUUUCUUUUGUAUAUGCUCUCUCUCUUUCUCUUUCUCUUUCUCUUUCUCUUUCUCUUUCUCUUUCUCUUUCUCUUUCUCUCUCUCUCUCUCUCUCUCUCUCCUUCUCCUUUCCUCCCUCCCUCCCUCCCUCCCUCCUUCCCUUCCUUCCUUCCUUCCUUCCUUCCUUCCUUCCUUCCUUCGUCAUUGCAACUGGUGACAGCUGGAGAAAAGGGAUAUAUGUGUGUGUAUAUAUGUAUGUAUGUAUAAGUAUAUAUAAUGGCCAAUUUUCUUUAUAAAAUUGGUAGGUGCUCUUGGAGAACCUGGAACUGCAGUAAGCAUCAAGCAUUGUUAAAAAUCCAUUUGUGUGUGUGUGUGGGGGGGGUGUCUCUCAAGUCUUGGUUGUCUUUAAUAGACAGUGGAAGCCUAUAUAUAUAUAUAUAUAUAUAUAUAUAUCCCUUUUCUCCAGCUGUCACCAGUUGCAGACCAGUUGCAGGGAAGGAGGGAGGAGAGAGGAGGAGGGAGGGAAGGAAGGAAGGAAGGUAAACUCAGCCUAUCACAGCCAUAAUUAUUCUCUUGUGCCAAGGCCAACUCAUUACCAGCUAAAAAACAAAUAUCAACACUUUUCUCUGAUAUUUCGGGCCUUUUUCUGUCCAGAUUCUUCUCCCCUCACAGGUCCCUUUUUUAUAUUGUUCUGAUGUUCUUUCCUGCAUAUUUGCCCAGAUGACGACAACAAUAACAACAACAAAAACCCCAGCUACUCCAUUUCUACUGGCCAGUGGUUAAGAGAUUGGGACUUGCCCCUAACCUGUGCCCGGUAUGUUCUGCUCCCCUUUCUCUUCAUAUUCUUCCUUCAGUCUGGGGAAGCCGAGGCAAGAAUUGUUUUUAAGCUUGGAAAUGGUGCCUGUGUAUUAAUGGAUCGAGGUAUCUGGCAAAUAAAGCUUGACUUGUG